Messenger RNA from Dentiscutata erythropus, 156 nucleotides. The record is from the annotation of a GenBank genome assembly. NCBI's taxonomy places the organism in Eukaryota, Fungi, Glomeromycota, Glomeromycetes, Diversisporales, Gigasporaceae.
AUGAAGCCACAAAACCAAACUCUUAGUGCCUCAAAUACACAAAAUAGCAUAAAAGCAACGAAUGAAAACUCUGUUAAAACAAAUACGUCUAUGAAAUCUAUACCAACAACGUCUCUAAGCUACGACGACACCAAUGAUGUCUUCAAGCUACAAUGA